Molecule: messenger RNA, 1197 nt
Organism: Cotesia congregata
Lineage: Eukaryota; Metazoa; Arthropoda; Insecta; Hymenoptera; Braconidae
Source: the annotation of a GenBank genome assembly
AUGGCUAUGAAAAUAUUGCUGCGGUUGGAAAUUAGAAAAUUAUCUGGAGCUCAACAUUUUAGUACAAAGCCGAAACCGAAGUUCGGUUUGAUAUUCGACAUAGACGGUGUCAUAGUCCGUGGUAAAAGUGUGCUGCCACCAGUACCAGAGGCUUUCAAGCGCUUGAAAGAUAGCAAUGGAAAAUUCCGAAUCCCUACGAUAUUUGUAACAAACAGCGGGAACGCACUGCGGUCUGAAAAAGCUGCUGAUCUGUCGAAAUGGAUCGGCUACGAAAUAACCGAAGACCAAGUGGUGCUGGCUCACUCACCUCUUACUUUGUUCAAGCAGUUUCACGAUAAGCGAGUUCUCAUUUCCGGACAGGGUCCUAUAAAAGAAAUUGCCAAGGAGUUAGGAUUCCAUAAAACAGUUACGAUUGACGAGUUAGUUAAGAAUUUUCCGAGUUUAGAUUACGUUAAUAAGGACCGUAGAAAUCCUACAUGCGGGCCAGUAGAUCGUAACUUUAAGCCGAUCGAAGGAAUUGUUUUGCUGAGCGAGCCGACAACUUGGGAAACACCAUUGCAAUUGAUGGUUGAUCUAUUGAUGACUCAAGGAAUGCCCUCUGCACUGCCAUCGGUAGUUCCUCAUCCUCAUAUUCCCGUGCUCGCUUGCAAUAUGGACUUACUUUGGGUCUCAGAAGCUCCGAUUCCUCGUUAUGGACAUGGAGCUUUUUUGGUUUGUCUUGAGUCUUUGUAUAAAAAAGUUACUGGCAACGAUUUAAUUUACACUGCACUUAUUGGUAAACCUAGCGAAGUUACUUAUUAUCAUGCUAAUCAUAUGAUUAUGAAUCAUGCUAAGAAAAUUGGAAUCGAUCAUAAUAUUGACACUAUAUAUGCUGUUGGUGACAAUAUAAAUACUGACGUAUUUGGUGCUAAUUUGUAUGACAAAUACUUGGCAAGAUAUUCAAAAGGAAAAGCAACAAAGUCUCGUGGCCUAGAAUCGUUGCUCGGAACAAAUUUAGUGUCACCAAAUGUAAAAGCAUGCAUCAGUAUUCUAGUUGAGACUGGAGUCCAUAGAAGGGAUUCUGAAUUUAUCGCUGAGCAUUGUCCGCGGGACUUUUUGCCACUUGAGAGUGGACUAGCACGUCCAGCUUUCGUUGUCAAAGACGUCGGCGAGGCCAUUGAUCUCGUGUUGAAAGAAGAAAAAAUGGAUCAAGAUUAA